AUGGAGGAAGUGUUUUGGGCACAAAAAGCAAGGAAAGAUUGGACAAAAAAGGGUGAUAGAAAUACUAGAUACUUCCAUGCUAUUGUUCGCAAAAGAAGAGCAGAUAAUCGCAUAACAAGACUUAAGAACCACUCAGAUCAAUGGAUAGAUGAGGAUCAAAAUUUAAGGGAUCAUAUACAACAACAUUUUCAAAGUACCUUCCAUUCAGAAUCAAGGGUAAAUACUGCAACUAUUAUGGAGGUUUUGAAUGAGUACACACUACCAGGACUCUCGCACCUACAUCGGCAAAUCCUGGAUAGAGAAUUUAACAUAGAAGAGAUUAAAAAGGCGGCUUUCCAAUUGGGUUCAUGGAAAGCCCCAGGCCCUGAAGGUAUUCCAGCAAUGCUUUUCCAGAAAUGUUGGGACACAAUGGGACAAUCAAUGAUACAAGCUACAUUAAGUUUUCUCAGAACAGGCUACAUACUCAAGGAACUAAACAACACGUUUAUCACUUUAGUUCCUAAAAGCCUCAACCCAGAGAAAAUUAGUGAGUACAGACCAAUCAGCUUAUGUAAUGUGGCCUACAAAAUUGCUGCCAAAAAAUUAGAAGAUACAGGUAUGCUAAAGGGAGUGGCAAUAAACAAAGGAGGGCUUCCUAUCUCACAUCUCAUGUUUGCGGAUGACAUUAUCAUCUUUUUCAAAAUUGCCAUACAGAAUACAGACAAGCUCAGCCAAACCAUACAAAGCUUUUGUGAAAUGUCAGGCCAAAAAAUAAAUGGCACCAAAUCUGUCAUGGUGGUCAGUCCUAACUGUGAUGAUGUUAUAAAAGAAGACUUAGUUAGAAAGUUCAAAGUAAAUAUUGCAGAGAAGAUUGGAAAAUAUCUAGGGGUCCCAGUAGACCCGGGAACAACUAAAAGAGAAAUUGGCAACCAAAUCAUUGAUCGGCUACAAAGUAGACUCCAAACUUGGAAAGGUAAGCUCUUAUCACCUACAGGGAAGCUAACUCUUAUUAAAUCAGUUAUGCAAGCCAUGCCAAUCUAUUCUAUGUCGAUCCAUAGAUUAUCAAAAGAUACCUGCAAUAGAAUUGACAGAAUCAUUAGAGAUUUUUGGUGGGGAAACAAUGCAGAAGUGAGGAAGUUACAUACCAUAGCUUGGGAUACAAUCUGCCUACCUAAGGAAUUAGGAGGUGUCAGUAUUAGGAAGACAGAACAAUUUAAUCAAGCACUCUUAGCCAAGCAAUACUGGAGAAUAACCCAAAAUCCACAAUCACUACUAGCUACUACUCUUAAAGGGAAGUACUUUCCAACAGCUCAAAACCUUUGGGAUAUGGAACGAUGUCCAACCACUGCGUCCCAAAUAUGGAAAGGAAUAUGGAGGACAAAAGAAACACUACUGAUAGGAGCAAAAUGGCCAGUAGGUAUGGGGGAUGGCAUCAAAUUACGGGAUCCACUAUGGUAUAGACCUCGGAAUGAAACAUCAUUGGUGGAAUAUGGACUGGACCGAGGCACAGUUAGAGAUCUUAUGGAUACUGAAGCAGGCACUUGGAGGGCUGAAAUCAUUGCAAAUAUAUAUGAAACGAGAGUUGCAGGGGAGAUUUUAAACACUCCACAGUCUAAGUUUGGAGCUCUGGAUAAAAUUUUAUGGUUGCAAUCACAGAAGGGGACCUACAAAGUAAAUGAAGGAUACAAACUGAUUACUAAGGGACAAGAUGGGACAAUUAAUUAUGGUAUGAAUAAACAUGGCUGGAAACACCUUUGGAAACUAAAAAUACCGUAUAAAAUAUGUCUGUUCUUAUGGAAAUUAUUACAUAAUGGGCUACCCACUAGAUUGGAGCUCAACAGAAGACAAAUUAUUGUUAGCACCAAUUGUGUAAUGUGUGAACAAGAAGAUGAAACAUUGGACCAUCUUUUCCUCAAAUGCCCCUUCGCUAGAGCUUUAUGGUUUGGCUCGCCACGGAACAUUCGUUCUGAUACUAUCCCCUCUAUCCGGCAAUGGUUGAUAAGCAUUCUUGAAAAAUGUAAGGCAGGUAAUGGACAGGAAGAUAAUGUUCUUACAGAUAUUAGUGCCACUCUUUGGGUGAUUUGGACUUAUCGAAAUAUGGUUCUAUUUGAGAAUAAAGCUGUUGACAUCCAACAAGCCAUUUCAAGCACCAGUUACUUCAUGACAGAAUGGAAAAUAGAAUUAGAUGAUUACCUCCAAAUUGGUUCAACACCUACUAAAACUACUGGAAACCAGUCUACAUGCAGAACUCAGAAUUGGCAAGCAAUAAUUAUAGUAGAUAUAAAAAAGCGUUCGCGCGAAGCUAUUUGGAAUGAAGGUGCCUUUGUGAUCAAAAAUCGUUUAGGCCAGUCCGUUCGUAAAGGUUGUUAUUCCUGGCAUUCCAGCAAUGAUGAAACCAACUUACUAUCCACAAUUAGAGAAGCUUUGUAUGAGGCGUGGAAACAAGGUUUCAGGGAGGUAAUCCUUUUUCUACAAUCAAAUCACGGAGUAAAGCUAAUUCAAACACAUUGCUUGACUAGCUUGGAGAAUGUCCCGCUCAUGGAAGAUAUUGCAACAUUACAAAAGAUGUUUAAACAUAUUCACGUCCAACUUGCUCCUCAACUGGUGCUCCAAGAAGUUCAGGGAUUGGCAGACAUGGCGACAACUUUCUUGUGUCUAUCUGAAAAUCUUCGUACUGGCAAUGACUUUGGAACUUUGGAACAGUAG
Molecule: messenger RNA, 2685 nt
Organism: Quercus robur (English oak)
Lineage: Eukaryota; Viridiplantae; Streptophyta; Magnoliopsida; Fagales; Fagaceae
Exons: 3
Coding region: 1-2685 (894 amino acids)
Source: RefSeq, a predicted model, not a curated record